Aethalodelphis obliquidens (Pacific white-sided dolphin) is the source of this 759-nucleotide messenger RNA. RefSeq lists its product as uncharacterized. The record is from RefSeq and is a predicted model, not a curated record. Bases 1 to 759 code for a protein of 252 amino acids. Lineage: Eukaryota; Metazoa; Chordata; Mammalia; Artiodactyla; Delphinidae. The transcript has 2 exons.
AUGAAGGCUCUCCCCCACCAGAAUGAACUCUUCCUGCUUGCCAGUGGGGAGGGAGAGCAUUUGGCCAGCCAGAGCACGGCCACUGCCAGGAAGCACAGUGUCAUUCCAGCCUCCUGGCAGGCCCAACCUAAACUCCAGAAAAGCCGACAAAGGGACAAAGGAGUGGUUCCAGGGAAGACCUCUGGCCUGACUCGACAGCUCUGCAACCCACAGUCUUUGGCUGCUGCCCUGGGCCUGCCCUCUGCCUGUCCCUCUGUCUCAUGUGGCCAAGCCCCCCAAGCUGCCACAGCUCUGGUGGAUUUUCCCACUGCCCUCACCAUCCUGCCGAAGUGGCCAGUCCUCACGAAGUGCCAGCUACUGCUCCUGGAGUCCCUUAUGCAGCGGAAGAUUGCACACCUGAAGUGGGGCCUCCCCCAGCAGAUCCUAGAAUCCUACUUGCACUUUAACUUCUUAGCACCAUGCCCACUGCCCCUUGAGGGGGUGAGGCUCCCUGGGUUACACAAAGCCUGUGAGCUGCAGGGGAAGCAGGAAAGGCAUUGUGGGGCCCAGGGCCCCAGGCCAGGCCUUAAGUCCCCAGAGAGGUCCCAGAGCGUUCGGCGCCAAGAAAGGAAAAGCUCAAAACCUCCUACGCAGGCCAGAGCUCUGGAGAAGCGAAGACCACACCAGACAGAGCCAAUGGGCAUUUCUAUCCAUCCUGAAAAGCCUAAGAGAACACCUUCAGCUCCAAAAGGAGUCUGCACUCUGCUGCAGCAAGGCUGA